Messenger RNA from Alnus glutinosa, 471 nucleotides. RefSeq lists its product as uncharacterized. The transcript is spliced from 2 exons. Bases 63 to 335 code for a protein of 90 amino acids. NCBI's taxonomy places the organism in Eukaryota, Viridiplantae, Streptophyta, Magnoliopsida, Fagales, Betulaceae. The record is from RefSeq and is a predicted model, not a curated record.
ACCCUACCUUUUUUGUACCUCCAUUUUCUCCAUCCAUCUACAUCAUCUUUUCUCUUUUGACCAUGCCUAAGGUUUCCAUCAACUCCAUUCUCCUUCUCAGUAGGCGAUCAUACUCAUCGGCAGUGGAGAAUGCAAGAGUGCAGCCAGUAGUAACAGCGCUGAGGAAGGCAGCUGAUCAGUCUAGCAGUACGGUGGCCACCGACCAGCCGGAGGAGAUCUUUUGGAUGAGAGAUCCAAAGAGUGGCAACUGGAUUCCGGAGAGUCACUUUGGUCAGAUCGAUGUUGCAGAGCUGAGGGAGAAGCUUCUUCCACAAAAUAAAAAACCUAAAGCCUAAAAGCCAGUUUCUAUGUCCCAAUAAUACGCGUUUGAAUCUAAAUCUGUUCCUAAAACAUAUUUCACGUUUUAUUCUCUCUUUUGCUCCUUGGAUAUAGUUACAACGGCCAUUUAAUAAAUUUAGUUUUGCAAAUUAA